Messenger RNA from Leguminivora glycinivorella, 1219 nucleotides. Its product is annotated as elongation of very long chain fatty acids protein 7-like. Gene Ontology annotation, molecular function: fatty acid elongase activity. The record is from RefSeq and is a predicted model, not a curated record. Bases 268 to 1182 code for a protein of 304 amino acids. The transcript has 7 exons. Lineage: Eukaryota; Metazoa; Arthropoda; Insecta; Lepidoptera; Tortricidae. Gene Ontology annotation, cellular component: endoplasmic reticulum membrane. Gene Ontology annotation, biological process: fatty acid elongation, monounsaturated fatty acid; fatty acid elongation, saturated fatty acid; very long-chain fatty acid biosynthetic process.
UGACGUGGAUUAGUAAAAAUCCGUUUUACAUUAUUGAUUAUUUUGGAGUGUUAAGAUUUUUAUAAAUAUUAAAAUUUAAUAAAAUAAGUUUAGAUAUGGGCAUGGCUUUUAAAACGCAGCAUUUUUCGUGCUACUUAAUCAAAGCCUAACACGUUUAAUUCGUUAAAAACCGUGAAUGUGACUAUUUUUGAGAAAAUAUUUCUAUGAGCAGUUUUGGCUUUACUGGACAAAAUACGUUUAUAAUAACGCGAAAAGAACGAAAAAGACAUGCUGCGUUUACGACCCAGCAAUAUUAUUCAAUUCUACAAAUAUGUAUUUUCAGAAUUAGCGGAUCCUCGCACCAACGAUUGGUUCCUCAUCUCCAGCCCUAUUCCAGGGCUGAUCAUCGUCUUCCUAUACCUUCAGUUUGUGACCAAAUGGGGUCCACGCUUCAUGGCAAAGAGACCUGCCUUCCGGCUUCAGAAGACCCUGGUGGUGUAUAACUUUCUGCAAGUUUGUUUAAGCUGCUGGAUUGUCUAUGAGGGCCUGGAUGCUGCCUGGUUGCGGCACUAUAGUUGGAAAUGUCAGCCAGUUGACUAUUCCAAUAGCCCUGAAGGAAUGAGAGCAACCCGAUGCGUGUACAUAUACUUCCUGGCGAAAAUCACAGAGCUCUUGGACACAGUAUUCUUCGUUCUCCGAAAGAAGAACCGCCAGAUCACCUUCCUCCAUCUGUACCACCACGCUGCUAUGCCCAUGAUCUCCUGGGGAGCGACUAAAUACUACCCUGGAGGGCACGGUACUUUCAUCGGCCUCAUAAACUCUUUUGUGCACAUCUUCAUGUAUGCGUAUUACAUGCUGGCCGCCCUAGGUCCUGAGUACCAGAAGAAAUUAGUCUGGUGGAAACGGCAUAUCACUACACUACAAAUGGUCCAGUUCUGCUUAUCGUUUCUCCACUCCUCUCAACUCCUCUUCUACGACUGCGGCUACCCUCGCUGGACAGUCGUCUUAACUCUUCCUAACUCCAUAUUUUUCUAUUAUCUCUUCUACGACUUCUAUUAUCAAGCGUAUAAGAAACCUAAUGACGUUGUAAAAGUUAAUGGUCACAAUGGGGUGAAAUUAGAAAGAAUAGAAGAAUAUGAAGAGAAAGAAGGGAGUGUAGCUAACGGGAUAAAAAUGAGAGUAGGAAAUAAGUAUGAAAGAUAAUGUAGUUUUAUGAAAAUAAAGACGGACCAAAGUAAUA